Messenger RNA from Gadus chalcogrammus (walleye pollock), 1389 nucleotides. RefSeq names its product tRNA-yW synthesizing protein 1 homolog (S. cerevisiae) (gene tyw1). Gene Ontology annotation, molecular function: 4 iron, 4 sulfur cluster binding. Lineage: Eukaryota; Metazoa; Chordata; Actinopteri; Gadiformes; Gadidae. Gene Ontology annotation, biological process: wybutosine biosynthetic process. The record is from RefSeq and is a predicted model, not a curated record.
AUGGUUUGGCACAACAGGCUGUACUUUUAUUCUGCAGCGGCUGUUGUCUUUUGCAUAUGGUUUACUCUGAAGAUGGAAUUAAAAAGGUUUUGCACCAACAGGCCGGUCUGUGUGUUCCUUUUGGCUGCCCACACUGACGGACAGCCCACAGAGAGUGCUGAUUGGUUCUGUAAGUGGCUUGACUUCAGAUAUUGGAAGACCUACCUGAAAGGCCUGAGAUACGCUGUGUUUGGCCUGGCUGGAGGCAACGUGGGCCGGAAUACUAAAUGCACCCCAUCCUUCUCCAUGGAGGGCCUUGGAAAAGCAGAAGUCACAAACCUGAGCCCGGUUAGUCUCCGAGGCCGGCCGUCCAUCACGGCCUACCAGAGGAGCCAAGGCGGUGGGCAGAUGGUGCGGCGAUCCAAGUCAAAUGGAGUGAUGAGCAAGGAUGAGGAAGAGGAGGAGCGGAGGGAAAUGACCACGCCAGCUCUCAGAGGACCUCCGACCAAGCAAGGGUACAAACUGAUGGGCUGCAUCUUGCAUCUUGAGCUAUGUAGCCGAAACAAACACACUUUGCACACCUUCAAUGGCAUCGAGUCUGUCCGCUGCAUGGAGCCAAGCCUGGCCCGCGCCAACAAGUGUGUCUUCUGCUGGAGACACCACACUAACCCGAUGUGUCCCGAGUGGCGCUGGAAGAUGGACCCAGCGGAGGAGAUUCUCCAGGUGGCACUGGGCCAUCCCCAGAGCAGGAUACGCCACUUCAGAGGAGUUCCAGGGGCGAGCCCGAGCAAUACGAGGAAGGCCUGGCGGGCCGAGCACUGCGCCCUCUCCCUGGUGGUCGAGCCAAUCAUGUACUCCGAAAUCAACUCCUUCCUUGCCAUCUCCAGCUUCCCUGUCACCCACGCAUAGUUCCCCAAGAAGAUCAGGAGUCUGGUUCCGGUGGUCCAGCUGUGUGUGUGCAAGGACACCAUCAUACAGGACAGCCUGAAGAAGAUGGACUGACCCCUGUACAGGGACUUCUGGCCACGCUUCCUAGACAGCCUCAAAGGCCCUUGGGGAGAAAGGCAGAGGACGGUGUACAGACUAACCCUGGUGAAGGCCUGGACCUUGGAGGAACUCACCGCCUGCUCUGAACCCAUGGCCUCGGGCCAGCCAGACUUCAGGGAGUCCAGGGGUGUAAAGUACUGCGGCGAGAGCCGGGCCAGCAGCCUGACCACGGCCACCGUCCCCUGGCACCAGGAGGUGGUCUCCUUCCCCGCCUACGUUCCGGGCCCAGGGGGGUGGUGGAUAUGGAUCGACUACGACCGCUGCCAGGUGCUGGUCCGGGUCUACGAGGAGAGCGGGGGGGGGGGGGGCUUGGAGGGUGUUCUCUCCGCCCUGGACUACAUGGCCAGAGCCCCAGGCUACUGA